AUGACUCGCCCUCGAUUGUACUGUACUCCUGAAGAGACAAUGGAGGCAGCACAAUGCUCCCAAAAAAAAUAUUAUGAUCAGAAUCACACUAUUAUCAGUUUAAAGGACAAAGCAAGUGUCAAUGCGGACCCUCAGAAAAUUCCUAAAGGACGUGCCAAAUUAUGCGUGGGCAGACGUGGGACUCUAGCAAAUGUAGAUGCUACACUCAACCGUUUCAUGAACAGCUCCUCAACUGAACUUUUCGACAAAUUAGUCCACGAUUUCAAAGGGAGCACAGAGAUUGAGUCUUGCAUCCAGGCCAUCACAACUUUGCUUGUAAAUGUGGAGGAACUUCGACAACAAGUUCAGGAAUGCCAUUGUACAACUUUGCAAUGCCUUGGUGUAGGGAAGGAGCUGCGUCAGGUUGAGGUUACUGCUGGAAGGGUAGCCAAUGUCACCAAAGCACUGGAGGAUGUUCUCAUGCACGCCAUGGAUGAUCUACAUGCCCUCUUUUACCAUCAUGCGCGAGUGUUAGAGCCCCUUCAGUGA
Suillus subalutaceus is the source of this 528-nucleotide messenger RNA. RefSeq lists its product as uncharacterized. The record is from RefSeq and is a predicted model, not a curated record. Lineage: Eukaryota; Fungi; Basidiomycota; Agaricomycetes; Boletales; Suillaceae. The coding region runs from base 1 to 528 and encodes 175 amino acids. The transcript has 4 exons.